CUAACGCGCUUUAUACGUGCGUGCGAAGCCACAAUAAGUAUAACAAUUAUUAUUACAUCCAAUUAUGCCUUUUUUUUUGCCUCACCAUAUUAUGAGCCCAAGUAUUCCCCGUAGUAUCAAUGUAUGUGCCACGCGUUUACGGUGCGUUUGUAACAAUACUAUGAAAGCGUAUUUGUCGAAGAAAAAAUUAUCUUCAUUGAAAACGCGGUUCGCCUCUAAGGUGAAAGCGGCCGUCGGACGGUAUAAGAAGUGCCGAUAUUGGUUGUCACAGGGCCUGCGGAGAAUCGCGAAACGCCGGGAUAAGACCGCGGAUGACGUCGGUGGAGGCGGUGGCCGGAUAACAAAGAUCGACGACAUAUUCGGUGAAUUGGACAGGGACAGGGACUCGUUAGUGGAAAAGUUGAAUUCCGGACAAGAGCUAUACCCCAAUUGUGACACUUCGAUAUGGCUGAGGUGCUGUACGCAGGAGAUCCCUAGUCCCAUUCAAGGCGUGGUACAAGGUAACGAUAAACGUCCAGUCACGUGAUAAAGUAUAAAAAAAAAUGAGCUGAUACUGGGGUCGGGCGUGCCACUGUUGUUGGUGGGAAGUUGGAAAAGUUAAGAUACAUAAAUUUACUUACAUAAUUUAUAUCUGUAAACAACAAUAAACCAUUGCUAAUGAGAAACGUUUCGGAACGAAUUUCGGUUAAACGUAUUUUGAAAUACUGUAAUAUUUACGAUUUUUGUUAAAAUUAAAUAUUAAAAUUCUUAUUAUGUAUUUGCCAUUUUUAUGAUAAAUUUUUUCUGGUUUUUCCCAAUUAUUAUUAAAAAAUUCCAUAAUAAAUCAAAAUUUGAUCUUCCCAGUGUACCAAUUAAAUAAAAUUUAAUUUCAGAAAAAGUGCUACACUUAGUACAUCAGAGCGAGAUUACUGUUAGAAAAGAUGCUCACAGAAAUAAGAAAGAAAAAACACUCAUCAUGGUAAAACCAAUAGAUCCUGAUGAAAACUGAUGAUGAUGGGAGUAUAGUUUGUUUUACGAGAGAUGGUACUGCGCGGCGGACGAAAACUCAUCGUUUCUCCCCAUUACAGCACGAAACGGCUACGGGCCACCAGUUAGACUCGAGUAUAUAGUGUCACAGCAGUGAUUUAUGGUCCCUAAUAUUAUGCUCAUCAAUUUUUAUACUCAUCAUUUUUUAAAUAUACUUUUUAGUUUAUGUAUAACAAUCUUAUUCUUGGAACAGGGGGAAUACCCGGAUGGUUAACGGGUUCGUUAUUGAGAAACGGUCCGGGGAGCACGAAAGUGGGAAACCACGAAUUUAAACACAUAUUCGACAGUUCCGCUUUACUGCAUAGGUAUACAAAUUUUAAUUUGUAAAUAUUACAAUAAAUAUAAGUGUGUAACAAUAUUUAUUUAUUAAGGUUUGCGUUUAACAAUGGAACGGUAUCAUAUCAGUGUAGAUUUUUGGAAUCUAACACGUACAAACAAAAUAAAGCUGCUCAGAGAAUUGUCAUCAGUGAAUUUGGGACUCGGGCCUGUCCAGAUCCUUGUAAAACGAUUUUCCAUAGGUACGUAGAGCUACGAAUAUAUUUAUAUAUAUUUUAUUUUAGAGUUCUUUUCAAUUCUUUCAAUUCGAGCACUACAUAUUAUAAAAUAAUUGUUUAUCUUUAUUCUUUAUGUACUGGGUUGGACUAGAUUACCGGUAUACUGAAAAACCUCCCGAUAAACCACGAUAAAAACAAGUUAGUUAAAUCUGUUAAGGUCAGGUGGAAAGUGAAUAACUGAAGCAAAUUACUAAUACACCGAGAUAUGGUUAAAUUAUUCUGUUAAUCUAUAAUAUAUAUCGUUCAAGGUGCCUUUAAUAAGCCGUCAGGGAUUAUAAGUUAUGGUAGGUACCUGUUAUAGGCUAUUAAUUGACCGUAAUAAGUCGUAAAUGAGCACGCUUUAAAUAGAAAGUAUUGUGGAUAGACAGUGAUAAACUGAAAUGGGACAGCUUUUCAUAAGGUAGUCUAACCCGGUAAUUAUGUAUGUAUAUUAUAUACACUUAUGCAAGUACGUGGUUUUAUUGACUAUGUUUACACGUGUUACAAAAUAUAAUUUCCCAAUGUAUAAUUGACCUAUUAUAAUAAUCAUUCAAUAGUUAUUAAUAAGUCACGUCAUUAGCACGAAAAAAAAAACUUUGGUUUGAAAGUAUAACGAAUAUUUUCGUGAUAAAAUUUUAUCAUUACAUUAAUUGAUUGAUAAAUUAACUGCAUGGUAUUUAAUAUCAUAUAAUAAUAUAAUAAUGUGUUACGGAGUGUGUUUGACUCCUGAAUGUUUCUAAAUGGACUCGGAUAUUCUAUAGUACAAUACCUAUACUGGGGCUUCUUUCAAAAUCUCAUCUGGUUAUCCAAUUGGUUGUUUAACUACUGAUUUUUUUUCUUUUCAUUAUUAGAUUAAAUCAUAGUCGUUUAACUGACUAUAAUUAUAAUUUAUAGGUAAAUUCAAAUAUCGCAGUUGAAAUUAAGAAAUAUAUACAAAUUUUGAAUUGAAUACAAAGUCUAUAUAGAACUCAAAUUCAAAAAUUUGCCCAAUCAUAAAUAAAUUACCCAGCUAAACAGUUUGAUUUUUCAGAAUUUCUAAUGUAUUCAAUUGGGGAGAAGAUCAAUCGGACAACGCGAUGAUAUCCAUUUACCCGAUCGGCGAUGAAUAUUAUACGUUAACCGAGUAUCCAAUAAUGACCAGAAUUGAUCCCGUAACUCUGGAGACGCUUCAAACAGUGAAUAUAAAUAUUAUUAUUUGGUAGAUAAUCGAUCCGUGAUAUGAUAAUAUUAUAUUAUGGUUUUAAAUUAUAUAAAUUCACAACUGUAAGACACGACGUCCGACCCAUUCCCACAGCUGCCACAGUGCCACAAACUAUAGAAUUAGUUGUAGAUUUAGAAUUUAUAUUAUAACUUAAUUAUAAAUCUUGAAUCUACGAUGUAUUAUUACUAUAUCACUUUACACUUAAAAUUAUCGCUACCUACCUAUUUUAACUUUCUUGAUGUUCACAUUUACGGGGGUAAAAUUGUAUAGGUAGGUAUCUACCUGAUAAUUUGGGAGAAAUAUGCAUGUGAAAUAUUUAUUAAUUAAAUUCGGAAUUGUGUAUCAAUUAUAAAUAGAUGACAGCACAAUAUUAUUAUGCUUGUCAAUAGGUUUCAAUAUAGGUAUAAUUUCUAAUUUAAUAUAAAUCGUAUUAUUAUAUAUAAUCGUUUUUCUUCUUCGUUUAUCCGAAACAAGUAACAUCAGCCAAUCAUAGUCUCACCAUCUAAAUCUUCCAAUCCACCACCAUUAUAAGUUCUGCAUUUACACUUCACAUGCCCCUAGGUCUCUUUUCUUACCAAGCGGCUAUUUAUCCUCUACCUCUGCCAUGCUCUAUCUAUAUACAUUAUGCACAUAAAAAAUAAUAGCGUAGUUUCAAGUUGAUUUCCAUAUGGGACAUUAUACAUUAUAUACUAUUAGUUGAAAUAUCCGGUAUUUCUCAAGCUCAAUCAUUUUAAAAACAGAAGUCAAUGAAAGAGAAUUCAUAAAUCAACAAAAUAAAUUUAAUUUUCAUUCCAAACAUACCAAAAACACUGUGGCUGACCACACUUUAGAGGUUGAAUUUCGAGAUAAAAAGCAAACAGCGAUCUUCAUCAUUGUUGGAAUGUCAAUUGGGUAAAGUUUUAUCAAGAUCGGAAUAAACCAGCUAUAGACUUGUAUAACGGACAGAAUUUUAAUUGUAUACAUAAGGUAUUGCUGUUAUAAUUUGUAUUUAUUUGUCUAAGUAUAAUAAGUAAAUAUAUAUAUAUAUAUAUUUUAAAUUAUUAUAUUAUGUUAAUGUGUACUUAAUUUGAGUAACGACAUUUGCGUUCCAAUCAGAUGGAUUUGACUCACCAGACUGGUAUUGUACACCAUACGGCUCACCCUCACGUGGCAGCCGACGGGGCUGUUUUCAACCUGGCGACGGUACCAAAACUUGACGGUCCACAUUAUUGCGUGGUCAAUUUUCCGCGAUUCGAUCCAGGUAUACAGUCGGCAAAAUCAUAAAAAAUUCCGACGUGGAUUACAAUUUAAUUAUAAUAUUCAAGGGAUUUUAAUCGAUGGCCCCUAGAAAUCCACUUAUAGAUGGACACCCCCAGAAUUUACAUAAAAUACCUAUGUGAAAUUUCCCGAUUGUUGAUAUUCUAUAAGUACUAUAAACACAAUUCGUUUUCAAAAAUUAAAAAUAUUUUUUUUUAUAAUUUCCGUACAAUUUUCCCUAAAAAUACUGACUAUAAUAAUACAGAUAUACCAAUAUAACUUUUUCCCGCUACCUUUGUACACUUCUAACGGCAUCCUUAAAACCAAAUGAGCUACAUUAGAUUUAUUUAUUGACGGAUUGAACUGAUAAAAGUUUGGUUUAAUUUUACGUUAUUGUUACAGAAGGAGGUUAUUGUUUUGGCUUUGAACAAAGUCAGGAAGAGUUUAAUUUUGUACAUAUACAUUAGGUUAUUGUCAAGGAUGUAGCCUUUGGUGGUUUCGACUUUCAACCCUUGUCCGCCCCAAUUAUAUUUUUAUGCUCGUAUGUCACCAUUCUUUUGAAAGUAGUUAUAGCAUAUAGCUAUAAAGAGCAUAUUAAGAUAAUGGCCAACUAUAGGGAACCGUUUUCUAUUGAUUACUUAUCAUAUAAGGUUUUCACACGAAUUUGAAGCAAAUAUUACUACUCCUCGAAUCCUUGAUAACAAUAACACUUUGAACAAAAAAUAACAGCUUUAAAAUAAAAAUUUAGUAUCGGUACAAAUGUAAUGCCAUCGAAUUGGCGGUCCUGAUAGACAAAAUUAUCGACUAUAUUAUAAAAUGUAACACUAAUAUUAUUUUUUUUUUUGUCGUUUGUUCCGACACAAGAUACCGGACACCAAUUCACGACAGACGAGAUGUUCGACCGGAUACGCGUCGUGGCGUCAAUCAAGUGUCGGUGGCCAUUGCAUCCCGGCUACAUGCAUUCGUUCGGCGUGACGGACCGAUAUUUCAUUAUUGUCGAACAGCCACUUAGCGUUUCUCUUUCUGCCGCCGUUGUCAACCGAUUCAAAGGAAACCCACUGUCCAACUCGUUGAAAUGGUUCCAAGACUGUCCCGUAAGUCGUAUAAUAUACAAUAUACGUAUCUGUAAUACAAAUUUAAAUAAAUCACCACAAACGAAAAAUGGUUUUGCUUGAAGUUUGUUUUAACAUAUUUCGAACAAAUUUAAAUUAAUAAUUGUAUUAGAUUUUAACAUCAAAUGAAACUUCAAUAAAUUUGUCAUGUUUCAAACAAAUUUUAAUAUAAAAUUAAACUUAAAACGAUGAUAAUAAUAAAUUACAAAUUGUUUUAUCAAAAAAUAAAACUCAAAACUUUCAAAUAACUAUAAAUAACGCCAAAAUAUAUAUGAAAAAUUGUACCAUGUCUAAAAAGUGCAAAUAUAAGUCUCCAGUAAAAGCCGCUGGUCUCUCGGAUUAUUUUUUACUGAAUUACAACCUACAACAAAAAAACGAAAUAAUACAUUAUUGCAUAAACAUUCCCGUUUUUCCGACGUUUUAUCUGGUUUUUCUUUGUUAUUAAAAAAAUUAUAAAGAAUAUCAAAAACUGUACCAAAUAUAUAAGCAAAAUUUGAUAUCCAAAACUAUUUCUGAUAUUAAUAAUAAGAGCAAAAUUUCUGAUAGAAAGUUGUUUAUAGACAAAAAAAGUAUACGUUCGCUCAGAAUCUAAACAAAAAUCAACAAUUAUUUACGUAAUCAAUAGAACUAAAAACAAGCGUAAAUGAGAAUGCUUAAGUGGAGUGUCAAGAGAAGAUAAGUUAAGGAACGAGUAUAUAAGAGAUAGGCGUGGUUUUGAUAGUAGACCUAAUGAGAUAAAAUAAACUAAGCUGAUUUGGAUAUAUCACGAGGAGAGAGAAAUCAAAUAAAGUAAAAAUGAUAAUGAAAAUAAACGUAAGAAGAUAAAAGGAAAGAGGAAAACAGAAAAAGAGUUUAGGUUAUAGGAAUGUGACUGCGAAUAAUAUGAGACGUAGGUCGUAUAUGGAAGAACAAUAUAGGGGAUAGGUUCAAUAUUGGAAGUUUAGGACGAAAUGGCUAACCCCAAAUAGUUGGGAUAAAGACGGAGCAAAAAAAGAAGCAGAUUUAAAUCGUCAAUAUAAAAGUGUUCUUAUGAAAAAAACAUACCAAAACUGGCCAAGUCGCUCAGUUUUAGUAACUCUUAGUGAGUCGUGAGUAAUAACUUUGUAUAAGCAAUGCAUGAUUUACAGACUCUUAUACACUUGAUUUCACGUUCCGAUGGCCAAACGGUCAAGACGUUCAAAUCGGACGCCUUUUUUUACCUGCACAUUAUCAACCAGUUUGAAGAAGACGGUUGUGUUGUCAUUGACAUUUGUUGUUACCGUGACCCUUCGAUGAUCGACUGUAUGUACAUCGAAGCACUACAAGUAAUAUAAUCACUACAAAAUUAUUUUCACUUUUCGAUCAUCUUGUAUAAAAUAUCGUACGUUGUAUACACUUACUAGACGGAUUCUUGAACGGUAUUUUUAUAAAUAAUUGCGAAAAAUAACUUUAAGCAGAGAAAUCGUUUACACUAUAAACAUUAAACAUAACCAUGCGGACUCAACAACAGAACAAUUAUUCUAGAAAUUAUUCUAGGAAUUAUAUGCUAAUUAAUUAUGAUUUCGUACUCAUAUGCUCUCGUACUAUCAUGACGAAUUUAGUUGAUUUCCUGUAACGAUUAAUGGGAUGAUAAUGAUCUGCAACCCUUUUAUUUUCCAAUAAUUUUUUUCGUAAAACUGGACUGUCUAAAAUAAUCGCAAGACAAUCUACUGUAACAUGGAUACUGUAAUGAUGAAUACAUAAAAAAGUUCAUAUUCUAGAUAUUAAAUUAACCACAACGUUCAAAAGUGACGCUCUGCAUUGUGCGCACCUUUGACGUUCGACGCUCUCUAAUGUACGGGAGAUAUUUAGUGGAUAUACUGACAGAAAUUAUACAUUUCGUCAUGUAGUGUAAUUAUGCGUACUGUUUCCAAGUUGUGGUUAAAUAUAAAUUGCGGUAAAAUCAAGUAAACCUUAGUAAUAAAAACUUUAUCACAGUGAAAAAUGUAUUACUGAUGAAUUAUAGCAAUAGUAUAAUAAAACGUAAAUUGAAAGCUUUUAUCUUGUAAUGUCAUGUAAAAUUUAAUAAGCUAUGAUAGUAUAUGAAUUUUUGAAUGAUGUAAAAAGGGGUUUUAGUGUUAAAAUUAAUAAUACUUAAAGUUAUUAUAAAUAAGUUAUAUAGGUAGGUAGGUAUUUAUAAAAAUAAAAAUGUAUAGAGUUCACAGAUUAAAAUAAUGUAAAACACAAAUUAUAUUGAUAGUAUAUGGAAAGGGAAAGUGAUAAUCUUUGACAAGUCAAUAAGUUAUAAAUUUUAAAUAGAAGCUACCGCAAUCACGUGGUAGAACGCAUGCAACAAGCGUCCCGUAGUCGUCCACAAUCUGCGGUAAACCAGAUAGCCAGAAAUUUGACUUUGACAUCAAAUUUGGAACAUCCCUGUAUACAAGUCUAGAUUAAAUAUUUGAGGAAUUUCUUUCGCCUAAUUGUUCUAUAUUAAUAGAAUAAAACACCUUAUAAAUAUGGGCCCCCGGGCCAGCACAACCCUUAAUCCGAGCCUGCCUGUAUAUCUUCAUGGAAUUCGUUAAGGAUUUCAAACUUAAAUUUUUAAAAUCAUUUGAAAAUCUUUUUGAAAAUAGUUUUGUGUUGGGAUCACGGUUAUUGUAGAUCAACAAUCAACACCAUCAAUCAUAUUAUAUGUGGGAAUAUUUUAUAUCUUCUGUGGUGAUUCUGUCUAUACAUUGUGCCAGGCCAAUCGAUUAAUAUUUCUGUUUGGCAAAUAAAUCUUCAAUAUAAAUUAUGUUUUGUUGACUAAUUUUUUUUUUAUUUUUUUUUUACCAACUGGCAACUAUUAUUUUAAUUUAAAUAUUCUACAUUUAAAGGUAACAUUUUUAAAUUUUUAACUAUUUCAUACUAUGGUGCAAUAAAUUAUAACGAAUUAUUUAUUAUAAAUUGACACUCGCCUCAUGUUAUUAGUUUGUUUUUUUUUGAUUUUGGAUUUAAAUUUUUGAAUUUCAUUUUUAAAGAAUUUUGUCCAGCUUUGUGGAUAAAUUAUAGUAUUAUGUUAAUACAGAAUCUCAACAAAAACCCGGAUUACGCAUCUAUGUUCCGGAGCAGACCUUUGAGAUUCGUAUUACCGGUUGACAGCAUUCCUACAAGUGUUGUAGACGACGAUGGCAAAACUGAUUAUCCGCACGUCAACCCCGAGACACUAUGCAAUUUGGGUUGCGAAACGCCCAGAAUAAACGAUUGUAACAUCGGUAACAAGUAUCGUUUUUUUUACGCAAUAUCGUCGGAUGUCGAUGCCGAAAACCCCGGAAUGGUAAUCAUUUUGUUUGAUUGUUGACGCUAUCCAAUUAUAGUUUUGUUAAACAUGAGUUUGUUAAAAUUACAUUUACGUUUUUUUUUUCAUAAAUUGGUUUCAUGCAGUGGUGUAGCCAAACUUUUGAAUUGAAUCGAGGGGGAGGCUAAAUAUAUUUUACUUGAAACACGAUCAAACUUAAGGGGUAAGGGUGUUUUGAUUUUUUGAUCAAGUAAAAUUUAGGAAAGUGUUUUCAUCAAUAUGCAUAUAAAUUUUUAAUGCAAUAGAUAGGUGUACUUUAAGCGAACAUUUAUACAAAAAAAAAACCUUAAUAAUUAAAUAAUAAUAUAACUUCUAAUGUUCUUAUAUUUAUAUAAGAAUAUAUGUAAUAUCUUGGUGUCAGGGUCGAAUCUAUAUGGGGAGGGGAUAGAAGUAAAUGUAGAAUACAAUUUUCAGAGGCAUAUUCGCGCGUAUUUUUUUUUGUGUAUACUAACUGAUUGGAAUUUCUGUAGUUAAAUUAUUUAGUGUUUUAAAAGACUAUGAGUAAAAUAGUUUUGCAAUUAAGUUACCGUUAAACUUAAAGAUAAAAACAUUAUCUUUGUCGUGACGUAAUUUUUUAUACAUUAUUUAAAACUGUGUAGGGGAGAUAUUAGCGUUUUUAAAUCGUUAUAUUUUACAUACUCGUAUCUCGCUGAAAAAUUUAAAUUAUGAAAAAAGAACGAUGACACAACAUAGAUAACAUUCUUAUCUUUAAGUUUGAUGAUAGAUCAAUUCAUUCUAAUAUUAAAACUAAUAACACAGAGUUAGUUGUGCAAUCAGGGGGGGGGGCGGAUAUAGAUCUAGAUUUUCGUAGUUUCCGUGGUUGUUUACACUUAUUAUAUUAUAUUACAAAUAUUUUGUUUUAUUUCACGUACGCAAUGAAUUCAAGUAAUAGUAUAAUUAGUCAAUUACGAAGUCACUGUAACACCUGAUGAAGUAAUUGAUAAUUUAAGAAGUUCAAAACGUCGCGCAUCCUUAAUUGUAUGAAACUGUUAGGAAUCAUACUACUUAUCGCAGCAGUGCGUAUACCUUAAUUUUGUAGUUUUAAUUUUAGAUUGUUUACAUUAUAAUAAACUUAAUAUUUAAUUGAGUCACUAAGUUAAAUUAAUUAUAUUUUGAGCCUUUCAUCCUUGUCAAAUCAUUUAUGUUUAUUUUUUAAUAUUUUACUAAGUGAUAAAAAAUCUGUAAACAUCAAUUGUUUGCCCCUAUGGACCUAAGUCUCCCAUUAGCUACUCCACUGUUGGUCCUGGUGUUUGAAACUACACUCCCAAAAUGGGUACAAUAGGUACCGACAUCCUAUCUAUUUAUAUUAUCUUUUCGGUCAUUUAUGUUUUAUAAUAAUAUACUUAUAGCUCAUAAAAGUGGAUACGUACAAGAAAACAUGCACGACAUGGAGCGAACGGAACGUAUAUCCCAGCGAACCAAUUUUCGUCCCUUCGCCGGAUGCAAAAGUACGAACAGAAUAAUAUUAUCGAUUCAUAAAAUUUUAAAAAUACAAAUUAAACCAUAUCGCAGAUACAUAUAUAGAAAAAAUAGUUCGCUGUGAUUGGUGUGAGAUUUAUUUAAAAAUUUUAUUGAGUUUAAUUCUGCUCAACAGCGGUACUAAAGAAAAUCUGCUCUAAGAAAUCGAUUAAUUAUUAUUUUACCUAGUUACCUGGCUAUCUAUAUUCUAUAUAAUAAAACAUUCUUUUUUUUAUAAAUGUAUACAAACAAAUUUUUAAAUCAUAAUGAUUAUAAGUAACCUUUGGUUUUUGUAAAUACGAUUCGAGCCUCAUACAACUAUUACAUAGGUCGCAAGUUGGCUCCUCCUGGUAUGCCCUUUCAGUGUCAAAUAAAUAGCUAAGCAAUCUAAAUACCAAAAUUGUUAUUAUUUUUUUUUAAAUAUCGCUUUGUUUACGCAUUACGAUUAUCUCAAAUAAGUAGGCAUAAAUAACACGUUUUGUUCCGCAAUCGGUCCGAUUUGAAACGGAAUUUAUCUGCUGAACAACCAAUUUCGUAAUACAAUAUAUAAUAUGAACAUUGGCCAUAUACAGUUGUCAGUCGUAUAUAAUCAGUAAUAAAAAUUAUAAAGACUUUAUAUAAACCUACAGUAAUCUUACCGACUUAAUAAAAAAUAGCCAAUAGAUACAGAAAGGUAAAAAAAAAAACCGUUGUAUUCUUGAUUUCAAUGAUUUAUAUGAAGUAGAAGUGGCGUGCGCAAGUUGAAGGUAAGAGGUUAUAUCCGGAGGGGGGGGGAUAUAAGAGGAGAGGCCUUAUUGAUUUCAAAAUACAACAGCUAUAAGUGCUUAUUUAGUAAUUUAAUUUUGAAGUUAUAAUACAUUUUACAAGAAAUUUUGGAAAAAAAACUUGAUUGAUCGAGUAAAAAUUGACUUUUUUUGGUACGGAAUUUAAAUUCUCAUUGUCGGAUUAAGUAUAAUAAUAGAAAAAGAUUCUACGAUUUAUUUAUGAAUAAUGAUUAUUAUUAAUUACAUCCCCCCUCAAUCCUCGUUGAAAAUACCUGGCAACUGUCGAGUAUAUAGAUAGAGAUUAUAGUUUACGAACAAUCAAUAGAAAUACGCUAAAAUAUUAUAUUAUCUAGAAAAACCUCUUCUGUACUCCUCCCAGAAAAAAAAAAAUGUUCAAACGCCAUAUGAAAAUUAUAUAACUUUCUUGUGCACUGCGCAGGAUGAGGAUGACGGCGUCGUGUUGUCGUCGAUUGUUUGGGGCGGAACCGAGUGCACAAACCGAGCCGGAGUAGUGGUUUUGGACGCCAAAACCUGGACGGAGAUUGGACGAGCCACUUUCGUCACUCAGUCUCCUGUGCCCAAAUGUUUACACGGAUGGUACGCCCGAGUGGUAUAAAAGCGUGUCGUGGUGCGUUUAAAAAUUGUCUAACUGACCUGCGAGUCCAUACGCUCAAAAGUAUAAAACAAUAUCCGUCUGCUGUGCAUGCAUCAAAGGAAUAGUUACGUUAUUUAUUUUAUUAUUUUUUUUUUUUUUUGACUCAAUGAAAUUACUAACACAUUAUGUUCGUAAAAUCGUAAAUCACCGCAGCUCUGUACAUAUUACAUCGAUAUUUGCAUAAUAAAUAUUAUAUAGAUAUAGGAAAUGAUAUAUUUUAAUACUCACUGCAGUAAUACCUACUCGUAUAUUGCAUACUUAAAUCGCGAAGUGAUGACGUAUAAUUUCAAACCGGUACCGAUAUUAUAAUAGUAUGGUCCACUGUUGGAAUUUAAAAUUUAAAUGGUGAAACACUAAUAUAUAUACCAACAAUGUGCAAAUCUAGUAAUUAAAAACACUUAGGUGCUUACUCAAACUUUAACUACUUUAACUAAGCUUACUUUCACUAAAAACAAUUAUUGUUUUCAUACAAUUGUUAACCACGCCAAACAACAAAAUAUUUCUUAAUGAUUUUAUUCUUCAAUAGUUUAAAAUAGUUAUAAUACAUGAAAUAAUAUUAAUAUAUAGGUAAUAUAUAAAUCAAUUGACUUUAAUUGACCUCAGAAAGUCGAAACUGAUAUACGAACAUAAGUACCCAACUUUUCUUUAUAAAACAAUAAAAUACAGUUGUUUAAAAAUGAUUAACAUUAUACACCACUGUUUAAUAUAAUAAUAUGAUUAAUUAUUAAAUCAAUUGGGAG
Molecule: messenger RNA, 12020 nt
Organism: Cinara cedri
Lineage: Eukaryota; Metazoa; Arthropoda; Insecta; Hemiptera; Aphididae
Source: the annotation of a GenBank genome assembly